Saccharomycodes ludwigii is the source of this 237-nucleotide messenger RNA. RefSeq names its product 60S ribosomal protein eL38 (gene RPL38). Gene Ontology annotation, biological process: translation; protein-RNA complex assembly. Lineage: Eukaryota; Fungi; Ascomycota; Saccharomycetes; Saccharomycodales; Saccharomycodaceae. Bases 1 to 237 code for a protein of 78 amino acids. The transcript has a single exon. Gene Ontology annotation, cellular component: ribosome; cytosolic large ribosomal subunit. Gene Ontology annotation, molecular function: structural constituent of ribosome. The record is from RefSeq and is a predicted model, not a curated record.
AUGGCUAGAGAAGUUACCGACAUUAAGCAAUUUUUGGAAUUGACCAGAAGAGCUGAUAUUAAAACUGCCACCAUCAAGGUUAACAAGAAAUUGAACAAGAAGGGUAAAUCUUUUAGACAAACCAAAUUUAAGGUCAGAGGUUCUAAAAACUUGUAUACUUUGAUCGUUGACGAUGCCGCCAAAGCCAAGAAAUUGAUCCAAGCUUUGCCACCAACUUUGGAAGUUAACAAAUUAUAA